CCGUACCGUCGCGGUAUACCGGUCGUCGUACUGUAACUGUGGUCAUACCAUGUGUGAAGAGUGUGUCGCGGGAUCGGGAAAGGGCUGCUCUUUUUCUGUCAAUUUCGAUGUUUUGCCUCUUUAUCCACCACUGUGUGUCCAUUCUUCUUCUCAAGGCCUUUGAGCUAGUUGCCUAUCCGACGAAAUUGCACUGGAAUUGAGCAUGAGUUAACCUACUGUCUGAAAAAUUGGAGAGAUUUAUGGGUUUGCUUGAUUGACAAUGGCCAACAGAUCAAUCCUGCUUAAAGUUGUCAUCCUUGGCGAUGGAGGGGUCGGGAAAAGUUCACUUAUGAAUCGAUUUAUCAGUAACAAAUUUGAUAGUCAGUCAUUCCACACUAUCGGUGUGGAGUUCCUGAACAAAGACAUUGCAGUAGAUGGCGAGAACUACACAAUCCAGAUUUGGGACACCGCCGGGCAGGAGCGCUUCAAGAGUCUACGCACGCCGUUCUACCGGGGGUCUGACUGUUGUAUGUUAACUUUUGCCGUGGAUGAUCUGCAGAGCUUCAGCAACCUUAACAUGUGGAAGAGGGAGUUCCUGUAUUAUGCUGAUGUGUCCGAUGCAGAUAACUUCCCCUUUGUUGUGCUCGGAAAUAAGGUUGAUGUGGAAGAAGAUGAAAGACAAGUUACUACAGAGGCAGCCAAGGAGUGGUGCACAGCCAAUGGGAAUAUCCCGUACUUUGAGACCAGUGCCAAGACCGCUGUGCGAGUUGACGAGGCGUUCACGGCCGCUGUGCAGCGGGUUGUUGAACUGGACAGAAGGCAGGAUAUGAAAUCGUCGCCCACGACAGAAUCCAUUGUACUCAGUAAGAAGCCUAGCAACAAGCCCCCAAGCUCCUGCUGUUAGUGAUGCACGUGUCAGUGGGAUCGUUGAAGAAUAUGGCAAAUUUCGUAUCCGGCAUUAACCUGUCUGUGGGCUGUCAUUUAGCCAAUCCCACCGGUUCGAGCAUUACAAAAAAAUUCACCUGUGUGUACAUGGACAUGUGCAUGUGCAACUUAACAUUACUUUUUCUAAUUGGACAAAACAAGCGUUUGACCGUAUAUUUUGUAAUUUUAUUAUCCAGUAGACUAUUUUUAAUUUCAAAACUUUAGUACGCCGACUUAAAAUGAAAUGGCUUUUUUGCCCACUCUGUCUAGUCACCGUUUGGGGUUUCUGGUAGAUCCUAAGAAGUCCUUUGAAAUGAAAUGGCUAAACUGCAUUGGUAUACAUGGAAGCCAAAUAAGUUGUACACGUUGCUUGCCGUUGUGAUAAUUUUCAUCAGCGUCCGCUGAAUUUAAGAACAACUACGGGGUAUCAGUUGUGUGGAUUUGAGUAAUCAUAUUAAAUGCUGAAAGAAGUCAAAGUAGCAAAAAAUCUUUUUACAUGCGUUUCAUGUGUUAACUAACUUUCGAAGUUUUUGGCUAGGAAACUUCAAUUUAUAAAACCACAAUUACUGUUGCACUUUGAUUGCACACUGUUUUAUUUCAUCGAAAGAAAAUGUUGACAGUUGACCCCAAGUAUGGUACAACAAAUUGAUAAGGGAUGUACAUGUAUGUUCUUUUGCCUUUAUUUCAUAAAAAUAAAACCUGAGUAAUGAUUGAUGUAGUGAUUUGUAUCACAAACCCAAAUUAAGACCAAGGAAAGAUAUUUGUAGAACAUUUUCAGAGCAUCAUUCAUUGUUUGUGUGUGAUUUCAAAUGUAAUUAUUUUGUCGGUUGAUAUGUGACAUGCAUACGAUAACGUACAUGUCCAUGUAUGUAUUUACACGGAUUUCUCUUUAUGACAUUUCUGACCAUAUUUACAUGUACAUUCACUUGGAUUGAAAACCUCACUGGAAUAAAAACCCAUAGAUACAUGUACUUGUAACUGUUUUGACAUUAUGCAAACAAUCACUUUUGGACCAGACUGGUUGUACCAGUUGAUUUCCAGAGACCAAAAUACAUGUAUUGAGGCGGCAUUUGAAUCUCUUGUCUAGAGUUAGGUGUAGGUCUUGGUUCCAUUGGAAAUGCAGGGAGACGUGCAGACAGUAGACCUAGCCGUAGCUCUGGAAGCCCGUUGCGGACAUGGCCUUAGUUGGGAAAAAAGAAGAUCAGUCCGGUGUUUUGCAGGAAGUGCUCAGUUGACCCACAUGUACACGUACAGGUGUACAUGUACUUGGCUUAGUCAGUUUCAAUCAUUGUUGGUUUUGUUCUUUAAAGCAUGUGGUAGUCAUGCCUGUUCCACACUUUCACUUAAAUAGUUUCUGGCAUUUUGCAGUGUUGUCUACAGUAUCUACACUUGGUUCAAGCCGAUGUUUUUUAAAAGCUGUUUCCUGGAGACUGCUCUGCAGUGUACAAACACAAAUACACAUGUAUUGUACAAAGUGUUGCCUGUCAAGUCAGUGCAUAUACAUGUAGCUUUAGAACUUGGCAGACACAGAAAAUGAUAGUUUAAAAAUGCAUGCUAUGCAGGUUUCAACUUUGAAACAGCUCAGACUUGAAUCAGUUUGUGUCCAUGUAUGUAUAUAUUUCUGAAUGAUAAAGUUUUAAAGGCUUUUAAAGGCUUAAUAUUUGUUACGCACAGGUUUGAGAGAAAUGUCAUGAAAGUAGUUGAUGAUUUGCCCUCAGAUUUCGAUAGAUACUGUUUAUUAAGGGACAUGUUCAAAACGGAAAUGGUGUGGAUACACUGUCGAAUAAACUCUUAAAAGUUGCGAACUAAAAAUGUUAUCUAUGUGUACUGACCCUCUUUAGAAGAAGAAAAGAGAGAAAAACACAGUGAGCACCUUUCAUUGGUAGAAUGGGUUUUUUUUUUUCAAAACACAAUAGUUAAUUUCAGAUGAAAUACCUUAUGGUGCACAGAUACAUGACCAAGGUUAAUCAGCAACUAUUUGUUAUAGUCAACCACUCUCUGAUUUUACCUGGUACCAAGGAUGUAUUUUAGCACCAGUUACCAAGGGAAAUCGACUCGUAGUUGACAAAUAGUCACUGAUCAAACCAUUGGUAAAUAUUUACAUGCUUGCAUGUAUAAAUUGCAUUUCAGUAGAGACUUUAAUUAAUUCAUCAUCCCAGUCAUCUGUUGUUUGCACUGUUGUUUGUAUUUACUACUCUCUGAUGUGAACAACGUAAAAACAUGACAGUGCAACAGCUGAUGAAUGGUACUUUGAAAUUUCAAAGUCCAGUGGUAGUGAAGUGAUAUCUACAUUUUACAUGUACUGUACAUGUACAUGUAGCAAGAUUAACUUACCAUUCUACCUGUUGGAAUGAGAAGUGCAUGUGGAUGUCCAAUUUUUUCCACACCUUAACUGACAAUGAAAUAGUAAUAUUUUUGUGUGUCUCUGCAAGUUUUUUGAGCUACAAACAUUUCUGCUGACUCAAAUUGUGCAGAAACAAGGAAGAAAAAUAAAUCCUUCCUCAACCAUCACAGGAAGUGUAAACCGGGAAUCAGGUGCUAUUGAGUACCUCGUACAAAUCAGUUGAUAGUAGAUAUACUUGAUGUGAAAUUUACGUUGCCAUUUAUAGAACACUUCGUGCUUUCCAUCAGCCUUUGGGGAAAACAUUUGAGGUUCUUUUAGCAAUGGGCUUGAUGAGUUGGAUUUGCAACCAACUUAUUCUCAUUAAAGAGACUGUGAAUUUCAUUUGAUGCUGCUUAACACUUUAUAGAGAUCAUGUGUCCUUGUGUUCAUUUAAGCCCUUAUGUUACAUACACCUUCACAUGGCUUACAGGCAACAUUUCCUUGCUACAAAAUAAUUGUGUAUAUACUUUGUAUGAAUGAAUUUUAUUUAAUUUUUAAAAGAAGUGUAUUAUGAAUUGAAUGUACUGGCAUUUUGCUCAAAUCUACACUUUAAAUUAACUAAAGUUUUACAUCCAUGCAAGGAAAUUGAAAGAGAUUCCUUGCUUUCUGUGGCCAAGUUUCAAAACCCACAUACGCCAACGAGGGGAUUUUUUGGGGUUGUCAGUUCUUUUGUGGUCAUUUCUGUGUUACAUUAGCUGUGUGUAUUCCUGCCACCUCUCCAUUCUAAAGCCGUCGCUGUCAGUUCUCUUUAGGUUUGUUGCAGGCCCUAAGGCUAUUGUACCUUGUGUGCUUUUAGAGAAUCAUAUGCAUAUUAGUAUACAGUUGAUACAGUCACAUUAUAAGUUGUAGGCAGGGUUCGUUGCCGAAUAAAAUGUAUCAGUACACAGAGUACAUAUGCAUGCCUUGCAGCAUACUUUCUCUGACUCAUGAAUAAUUUGAAUCAGAUGAUGAUUCACUGAGUGUGUUAAAGUACAUGUACUUGCAUUCCAU
Acanthaster planci (crown-of-thorns starfish) is the source of this 4276-nucleotide messenger RNA. RefSeq names its product ras-related protein Rab-9A-like. The record is from RefSeq and is a predicted model, not a curated record. Gene Ontology annotation, biological process: retrograde transport, endosome to Golgi. NCBI's taxonomy places the organism in Eukaryota, Metazoa, Echinodermata, Asteroidea, Valvatida, Acanthasteridae. Gene Ontology annotation, cellular component: lysosome; late endosome; phagocytic vesicle. Gene Ontology annotation, molecular function: GTP binding; GTPase activity.